CCGGCCGCCCACCGCGCUUCUCUCGGCCCCUCGCCCGCCCCUGCGGCCCCUCCGCCCAAUGAAACUGGCCGCGAUGAUCAAGAAGAUGUGCCCGAGCGACUCGGAGCUGAGUAUCCCGGCCAAGAACUGCUACCGCAUGGUCAUCCUCGGCUCGUCCAAGGUGGGCAAGACGGCCAUCGUGUCGCGCUUCCUCACGGGCCGCUUCGAGGACGCCUACACGCCCACCAUCGAGGACUUCCACCGCAAGUUCUACUCCAUCCGCGGCGAGGUCUACCAGCUCGACAUUCUCGACACGUCCGGCAACCACCCGUUCCCCGCCAUGCGGCGCCUCUCCAUCCUCACCGAUCCUGGACACCAAGUCUUGCCUCAAGAACAAAACCAAGGAGAACGUGGACGUGCCGCUGGUCAUCUGCGGCAACAAGGGGGACCGGGACUUCUACCGCGAGGUGGAGCAGCGCGAGAUCGAGCAGCUGGUGGGCGACGACCCCCAGCGCUGCGCCUACUUCGAGAUCUCGGCCAAGAAGAACAGCAGCCUGGACCAGAUGUUCCGGGCGCUCUUCGCCAUGGCCAAGCUGCCCAGCGAGAUGAGCCCGGACCUGCACCGCAAGGUGUCCGUGCAGUACUGCGACGUGCUGCACAAGAAGGCGCUGCGGAACAAGAAGCUGCUGCGAGCCGGCAGCGGCGGCGGGGACCCCGGCGACGCCUUCGGCAUCGUGGCGCCCUUCGCGCGCCGGCCCAGCGUGCACAGCGACCUCAUGUACAUCCGCGAGAAGGCCAGCGGCGGCGGCCAGGCCAAGGACAAGGAGCGCUGCGUCAUCAGCUAGGAGCGCCCCCCCCCCCCCCCCCCACCCCCCCCCGCGCCGGCGACAGAACCUAAGGAGGACCUUUUUUUGAAAAGUCACGUCUGACGUCCGGGCCAGCCCCGGGCCGCGUGCGCGCGGACUGGCGUCUUCCUUCCCCGCGACCCGCGCGCACCGGGGAGGCGCAAACGACGAAGGGACGAUCAUCUGCUCUGGAAGGAAAGAGAACUGGCUGAGACCGGGACUCCCCCCCACCCCCUCCUCCCGUCCCCCACGGGCCCUGCCACCCCCACGGGUUGGGGGCACAGGCCCCGGCAGAGGGGGAAUUUGUCUUGUUUCUCACAAAGACAAGAAUGGGGGUGGGGGAUGGUAUAAGUUAAUCAGCCUCCGUUAGGCUUUGGGAAACCUGUCCUGCUCCCUGGAGGGUCAAGACGGGACAAAUGGGGCAUUAACUUGUCUGUGAUUCUGGGUUGCCAUGACAGCAAACGAAAGCCUCUGCCCUCCCGAGACUAAGGGGGUGUGGGUCAGAUCAUAGCCAAGUGACUUGUUUACAUGUGUGUGUGAAAUUGCACAAAGGAAAACAAAACACACAACUUGCACUUUAAUAGUAGUUCUGAGGUCAUCAUGGACAUGAACAAACUCUUACCCAGCUGUUCGUACUGUGUGUGUGAGACAGUCUUUAUAAAGUUACUGCUAUUGUUUUUUUAUAAUACAAAAUAAAAUAAUUUAAAACAGAAA
This is a messenger RNA of Neomonachus schauinslandi (Hawaiian monk seal), 1538 nucleotides long. RefSeq names its product ras related dexamethasone induced 1 (gene RASD1). The transcript is spliced from 2 exons. Bases 59 to 877 code for a protein of 272 amino acids. Lineage: Eukaryota; Metazoa; Chordata; Mammalia; Carnivora; Phocidae. The record is from RefSeq and is a predicted model, not a curated record. Gene Ontology annotation, molecular function: GTP binding; GTPase activity.